AGUGAGGGAAGGGCAAGGAAAGAUCCAAAUAGCAAGAAUGGUAAUAGAAAUAUCAGAGUAGAAAAACAUGAAUCCUUUAAUGACUCAAGUGCCAGGAGACAGUUGGAUCUCAGUGAAAUGGAAGUAAUUGACAUCAACAGCCCCAGAAAAGAUAAUCGACCAAUAAGCACACAGACUUUAAGUCCAGGUCAGAAUAUAGGGGUACAAACAGAGGAUUUCGAAAUCGGGCUCGGCAGGAGACAGCAAGAAGCACGGCCCGGGCACUCCAAAACGCAAACACCAUCGAUCAGCCAGCUCCCAGCUCCUCAUUGAGUCGCUGAAUGAAGUAACGGGCAUCGCUGAAAGAGUACGUUUGAGAUCGGAGAGCAUGUUAAGCUGCCUUGACUUACACAUAUCCGUCCAUGAAAACAUCAACAAAUAGUGGAGAAUUUCCCUUUCUUCACAGAUUGCAUGAUGUUGCCUUUCUAUUUGUGGAACAUAAUGUUAAAAAAAUAUAUAUUUUUUAUCAUUCCUUUUGUAGCUUCUUGGGCUAUAAGCUCUUUAAGAUUCUGGAGAUGUGGAGCCAAUUUAACUGAGGUUUGGAUUUUUUUUUGUUGUGUCAAAAGGACUUCCAAAUAGAAUAUUAAAGCUGGCAAGAGAUAAUUUGUAUAGUAAUCUCAUUUUAUGAUUUUCUUUGAUGAGAGAUCUUAUGAAGAGGAAGAUUUUGGUAAAAUGCAGAUCUGGUAGAAUUAUGCAUCUGAUAUAACUAUGCUUUUUUCUAUAUAUAGAUAUUACGUUGUCUCAUACCAGUUGUUUUUACAGUACCUGUCUUUUGUUUGUCUCAUAGAUGUGUAAGACUAUUUCACAUUGUUUUAGCAGAUUGCUUAGAAUGGUGAAAUGCUGUGAAAAAAAAUACUGAAAUUGUUGAAGAUUAUGAAAAAGAUGUAAAGUGAAAAAAAAAAAAUAUAGUAAACUUAGUGCAUUUUCCCGAUAACCAAAGGCACUCGUACAAAUCCUGUCAGCACAGUAUUUUAGAAUGUAGGAUAUAG
Messenger RNA from Penaeus monodon (black tiger shrimp), 1028 nucleotides. RefSeq lists its product as uncharacterized. The record is from RefSeq and is a predicted model, not a curated record. Lineage: Eukaryota; Metazoa; Arthropoda; Malacostraca; Decapoda; Penaeidae.